Molecule: messenger RNA, 6060 nt
Organism: Schistocerca americana (American grasshopper)
Lineage: Eukaryota; Metazoa; Arthropoda; Insecta; Orthoptera; Acrididae
Product: UDP-glycosyltransferase UGT5-like
Exons: 6
Coding region: 81-1640 (519 amino acids)
Molecular function (GO): UDP-glycosyltransferase activity
Source: RefSeq, a predicted model, not a curated record
CGUCUGCAAGGUCAGUAGCAGGUCCACAGCGAACGGCGCCAGUCGGCUGUAGUUCGAGGCAGGAAGCGGGCGGAACCGAGAUGCGCAUCCUUGAGCCCCUGGUGCUGGCGUGCGCCCUCGCCAGCGCCCACGCAGCUAGCCUGCUCGCCAUCUUGCCUGUACCCGGGCGUAGCCACUGGAUGCUGGAGCGGCGCUACCUGGAACAGCUGGCAGCCAGGGGGCACCGGGUCACCGUCAUCACGCCUUACAAGAGCGACAGCGCGCCGAGCAACUGGCGGGAGGUCAUUGUCCCAGAAGUGAAGCACCUCCUGGGAGGUUCUGUCAACUUGUUCGACUUUUCCUUGAGGAGUCCCGUGAUUGGACUGUUUUUCCUAUUCCAAUAUGGAAUAAACGCCUGUGACACUCUGCUCAAAGAAGAAAGUGUACAGCAGCUUUACAAGUCCGAAGAGAAAUUUGACGCAGUCAUCGUCGAGAGCUUCUUCCAAGAGUGCUUCCUGGCGUUUGCGCAUAAGUUCAAAGGGCACCUGAUCCACGUGGCCCCGUACGAGGGGACCCACUGGAUCGGUGACACGGUGGGAAACCCUAACCCAUUUGCCUACGUCCCCGAUCCGUUCCUCAGGUACACCGACCACAUGGACUUUUGUGAGAGACUCUACAAUUCUUUGUUCGGGACUUACCAGAGGAUAAUACGGCAGGUUUACUUCCUGCCACGGCUGGACGCCAUAGUUCAGAAACACUUCAACGACGUGACGAUUCCGAGCGUGGCCACAAUCGAGAGGGAAGCGGCACUGCUCUUGGUCCACACGCACGUCACCGUAGGCCAUCCGAGGCCCGCUGUGCCAAACCGGAUAGCCGUCGGUGGAAUGCACAUAUCCCCGCCGAAAAAACUUCCACAGGAUUUGCAGAAAUAUUUAGAUGAAGCAAAAGAAGGAGUAAUAUACUUCAGCUUAGGUUCCAAUCUCAACAGCACUGAUAUGCCAAGUGAGAAAAGAGCAGCCUUUAUAACAGUGUUUUCAAGACUGAAGCAACGUGUGCUUUGGAAGUGGGAAGCUGACAGUCUUCCUAACCAGCCACCAAAUGUGAUGGUUAGAAAGUGGUUACCACAAUCAGAUAUUCUUGCUCACAGAAAUAUAAAAUUGUUCAUUACACAUGGUGGACUCCUUAGUACCCUAGAAGCAGUCGAUCGCGGUGUUCCUUUACUUGCAAUUCCAGUUUAUGGUGACCAGAUGCUUAAUGCAAUUCGUGCAGAAAAAGCUGGAUAUGCUAAGAAAAUUGAAUUUCCAUCUCUGUCCACAGAAUCAUUAUGGGCUGCUGUUUCAGAAAUGCUAACAAAUUCAAGUUACAGAGACAGGGCACAGAAGCUGUCACGCCUCUUUCAUGACCGGCCGAGGCCAGCUCUGGAGGAAGCCAUCUACUGGACCGAGUACGUCAUCAGGCACAAUGGUGCACGCCACUUGAGAUCUGCAGCCAUGGAUCUCACCUGGUAUCAGUAUUUACUUUUAGAUGUCAUAGCCAUGCUACUGGCUGUGGGAUUUGUAGCCCUUCUUACAGCUGUCUUCAUUAUUAGGGCAGUUGUAAGGCUAUUUGCUGGGAGAAAGACUAAUGGUGGACAGAAGAAGAAACGGGGUAAGAAAGAUUGAAACACUACACAGCUGCUUUAACAGGCAGCAUGUUGGAAUCUGUCAUCACAUUACUGUACAACUGUAUUUGAUUUGCAUACACACAGCCAUAUAUCCUGAAAUAUCAUGUGGACAUUAUUACUGAUGAAAACAUAAAUGUGAUAUUUGAAAAGUGAUAUUCAGCAACUAGUGCAGUUCUGUUUAUGUUUGAAACCUCAGUCAGCUUCUGUGAUAUGUAUAAGGUUAACUUAACGAGGCAUGCAUAUAUACGUCUUAAGUAAUGCAGUGAGUUACAGUGGACAAUGUCAGGACAUUAUUCUCAUGCCUUAAGUCUAAGUUGUUUAAAUAUUAUGUACUACUGUGAUGAAUUUGAACCUGUCAGAUAUAACCUUAUCAUUUUUUUUAAUUCACUGCAGUACCUGCACUGCAAACAGUAAAUUUAUUAUAGAAAUUCUAACUGCAACUUAUAUGAUAUCAUAAGACAGAUUGAUGUGUGUCUGAAUUUCAUUCAGUCAGGUACCAAUCUAAGAAAAUUUACUCUGUUACUCACUGAAAUAAAAUAAAAUUAUUAAUAUAAAAUACUCCUUAAGUACCAAUCAGUAUCCAAAUGUCUCACAAUUGCCAAUGCCUUAAAAAUAGUAGUCAGUUAACUAGGUUCAAAUUCUUGCAACAUUCUGAUCUUAUCACAGUUACAAAAUGCCAUUUUUGUGAAGAAGACAUAACAAAGAGCUAGAGUAUGAUUUUACAGACCCCAAUGCAAGAUUAAACCAAUGUACUCAUGUAAAGGAAUUAGAUCAAUUGACUGUGUCUGUCCUCUUUUGUUUGUUUAAUUACAUACUCUGCACAUUAGGCACAUGAUUUACUGUCAAAGACAUAGUAUUAAUGUUUGAAACACUGGUAGUGUGUUCUUUGUAAUGAUUGGCAGUAAGUAAUAGACUACCUGUAAAGCCAAAAUGCUGGAUGGGUAACAGGUGCCUGAGCCUAGUAAAAACUGUUAGGUUUUCAAAUGUCCUUUUCUUCAUUAGACAGUUUUCCGAUAUAAUCCAUUUUUUCCAAAACUGGCUGGUGAUAUGACCUCUUAAAAACUCAUUAACUAUCAUCCCAGACUUUACUUCACUUUAACAAUCUGGGUUCACUUUUGUACAUGUCUGUUGGAGAUGUUAUCAACAAGUAGUAUUUUGUUCCUUUAUUUUUUUUAUCUGUCAAAUCUUGUACAUUUCACAUGAGUAUUCAUAAAUCUUACGCAUAUAUAGUUCAUUCACUCAUGUACAUCUUUGUCUACCUCUACACCUACACUCUGCAAACCACCGUGAGGUGCAUGGCAGACGGCAUGUCCUAUUUUACCAGUUUUAGGGUUUAUUCCUUCCAUUCACGUAAGGUGUGUGGGAAGAAUGACUGUUUGAAUGCCUCUGUGGGUGCAGUAAUUAUUCUAAUCUUAUUCUCAUAAUUCCUGCAUGAGCGAUAUGUCAGGGACUGUAGUAUAUUCCAAAUCAUCAUUUAAAGCUGGUUUUCAGAAUUUUGUAAAUAGGCUUCCCUGGGAUAGUUUAUGUCUGUCUUCAAGAGUCUUCCAAUUUAGUUCCUUCAAUAUCUCAGUGACACUCACCCAUGGAUUAAACAAACCUGUCGCCAUUCAUGCUUUCCUUCUCUGUAUACAUUCUACGUCACCUGUAGUCCUAUUCGGUACAGCUUCCCCAUACUUAAGCAAAAUUCUAGAACCACUUGCAUGUGUGAUUUUCAAGCAAUCUCUUCUGUAGUAUGACUGCACUUCCCCAGUAUUCUACCAAUAAACCGAAGUCUACCACCUGCGUUACCUACGACUGAACCUGUGUGAUCAUUCCAUUUCAUAUCCCUACAAAGUGCUACACCCACAUAUUUGUAUGAGUUGGCUGAUUCCAACAAUGACUCAUUGAUAUUAUAGUCAUAGGAUAAUGCACAGUUUCAGUUAGUGAAGUGCACAAUUUCAUAUCUCUGAAAGUUUAAAGCAAGUUCCAAUCUUUGCACUACUUUGAAAUAUCAAAAUCUGACUGAAUAUUUAUGCAGCUUCUUUUGGAUAGUACUUCAUUACAAAUAACUACAUCAUCUGCAAAAAGCCAGACUUUACUAUUAAUACUGCCUGCAAGGUCAAUAAUACAUAACAUGAACAGCAAGGGUCCCAACACACUACCCAGGGCACAACCAAAGUUACUUGUCUAUCUGAUGAUGACUCUCCAUCCAAGAUAACAUACUGUGUCCUCCCUACCAAAAAGUAAUCGAUCCAGUCACAAAUUUUGCUUAAUACCCCAUAUGACCAUACUUUACACAAUAAGUGUGGGUGUGCUUUUCAGAAAUCAAGACUUACUGCAUCUACCUGACUCCCCGGAUCCAAAGCUUUCAGUGUGUCAUGUGAGAAAAGUGAGUUGGGUUUCAUAUGAUCAAUGUUUUCAGAAUACAUUCAGGUUGACAUUCAGGAGGUCAUUCUGUUCAGGAUAACUCAUUAUGUUUAAGCUUAGAAUAUGUUCUCAGAUAUGACAAACAGAGCAAGGGAAAGACGACUAUCUGUAUACCUCUGUAUGAGCCCUAGUUUCUCUCAUCCUGUCUUUAUGGUCCUAAUGCAAGCUGUACAUUGGCGGCAGUAGAAUCGGUCAACAUUUGGCCUCAAAUGUUCGUUCUCUGAAUUUCCUCAUUAAUUCCUUGCAAAAAUAGCUUUGUCUUUCCUUCAGGGAUUCCCAUUUGAGUUCAUGAAGCAUCUCCUUGAUAUUUUUGUGCUGAUCAAAUCUACUGACAAAUCUAGCAGCGUGCCUCUGAAUUGCAUCAACUUCUUCCUUUAAUCCUAACCAGGUGGCAAUCCCAAACACUACAGCAGUACUCAAGAAUGGGCUGCACAAACAUUCUAUACGUCAUCCCCUUUAUAGAUAAUCUACACUUUACUAAAACCUUCCCAAUAAAAUGAAGACAAGCAUUCACCUUUCGUAUUACCAACCUGCUGUGCUCAUUCCACUUUAUAUCACUUUCCAAUGCUAUGCAUAGAUAUUUCAUCGAUGUGACUGUGUCAAGUCACACACUAUUAAUGCUGUAUUCGAAUGUUGCAGUAUUGUUUUUCCCACUCACUGACAUUAACUUACAUUUUUCUACAUUCAGAGAAAGUGUCUAUUCACCACACCAACUAGAAAUUUUGUCUAAAUAACCUUGUAUCCUUCCACAGUUUGUCAUUAUUGACACCUGCCCAUACACCACAGCAUCAUUGGAGGUGAAGAAAAGUAAAUUGGUGUUUCAAACAACACAUGCCACAUGCUGCCCAUCUUCAGUUAAAGCUGCUUCUUCUUAAUCCUUUAAUGCUGUAAUCCAUCACUUCACGUGCCACUGAAAGCAACAAAGGCAGCCACAUGAGACACCAACGAAAACAUGCCCUCACUGUGAGGCAAAACAAAAUUUUUACACUACAUGGUGUUAUCAGUGUAAAGUCAUAAAAUAUAAUCUCUCCAAUCAAUGUUUCAGUUCCUUACAUCUUUUAUUAAUUUAUUUUCUGGUGUUUUUUAGUUGAGUAACAUAUAUAUACAGAUCUUCACUGAAGCAGCUAAUUCUGGCUGUAUUUCUCUUAAUUCUUCUGCUGUUUCUAGACUGAGUUUGAUAAUGAAUAACAUUAAAGGUACAGUGGAUAGCAAAUAUAAAACUGAAUUACAGUAGUGCCACAGGAAAAACAAUGACUCAACUGCCCACCACACAAUAUGGAACAGCAUUUACAGCAUUUAUUACUGUUGAAGAUAGCUGGAUGCCCCUUUUUAGCAUGGGGAUGUAGUAACAUCUAUUCAUUUUCAUUAAUACUUUGUUUUUGUGAAAAAUACUACCAUGCAAUAAUUUAAAAGUUAAAGCAUAACAGUCAACUUAAAUACAUUCUUCAACUCAGCCAGUGCUAGUCCUAACUCCAAAUCCAAAUAUGAAUAUGCACUUUAUUUUGUGUCUGACUGAUUGUCUGUCUGAUGACAUUACUUUAUACAUUGGUAUUUGCCUGUAUGGAUGAUUCCAUAUUGUGUGAGACUACACCUUGUGGCUGUAUCCAAUAGUGAAGGGUAACCAAUAGAUGUGAGGGCCUAGUGCAUCAAGCAAGCAAUGUGGUGCUGUGACAGCAUGACUCUAAGUUACUUAUUAGUCAAUCCAUUGUUAAAUUAGGAUGUGCACCAAUUUAUCAAUGACUUGGUGCAUCAUAACAAAAUAUGGGGGUCCCUCACAUGCUGCCAGUUCUAUAUGUAUGCAAAUCCUGUUGAUAAGAUAUUGAUUGAACCUGUUUAACAUGUAAAAAUAAGAAUGAAGUCAUAAAAAACAUACUAUGGAUAUACCUAAAGAAGUACUGAAAAUGAAAUGUUAUAGAAAUGGUCGUCAAACCGUAGAAUUAGAGAUAGGGAAUAUGAAUCUGCAAUCAGAUUUGGUCUAGGCAGCAUUAUAAUAAAGUAAACCACGUUUAGUA